Cylicocyclus nassatus is the source of this 419-nucleotide messenger RNA. Lineage: Eukaryota; Metazoa; Nematoda; Chromadorea; Rhabditida; Strongylidae. The record is from the annotation of a GenBank genome assembly.
AUUUCGUUUCUUCGACGGUUUUGUGGCGUUUCAAUCAAUGUUACAAAAAAAUGCGAAUGCUGAUCCCCUUAAACCGACUGCUGGAGUGCGCAUAGUGCUGCUAGAAAAAAAACCUUCUUUUCGAAAGGUGGCUCAAGACAUAACGAACCCCAAAGGAUUUUACAAGAUUUCAGGCAAUGUUAGAGACAUAAACCAAACACAACUCCACAUCUAUCAUAGAUGCAACUAUAAAGGGAUUUGCUACCAGAUGCUCAGCAUACCAACUUACCGAAUUUCUGUACCCGCAACCAAAGGACCAAAGCAAAUACUUAAGAUAAUACCAUUGGAUCUCGUCGGGGCAUGGUACUACGGAAAGACCGUUGAAGACUGCAGGACAAAAUAAUGGUUGCAAAAACCGGACCUGCUAACUUACACAAGAU